GCGCCCAAGCGAGCGCGCCGUGCCCGCGGAGGGAGAGCGACGCGCGCGUGCGGGCGUGCGGGCGGCCAGCCGGCUGUAUGGCGCGCUGCGAGCCGCUGCGUGGCGCGACCCUGCGCGACCUACUGGGCCGCACGCAGGGGGUCCUGUUCGACUGCGACGGGGUACUGUGGAACGGCGAGCGCGUGGUGCCCGGCGCCGCGGAGCUGGUGGAGCGGCUGGCGCGGGCGGGCAAGCAGACGCUGUUCGUGAGCAACAACAGCCGGCGCGCGCGGCCCGAGCUGGCCCAGCGCUUCGCGCGCCUGGGCUUCGGGGGGCUGCGCGCCGAGCAGCUCUUCAGCUCCGCGCUAUGCGCCGCGCGCCUGCUGCGCCAGCGCCUGACCGGGCCGCCCGACGCGCAGGGCACCGUGUUCGUACUGGGCGGGGAGGGCCUGUGCGCCGAGCUGCGCGCCGCGGGGCUGCGCCUGGCGGGGGACCCCGGCGUCGCCCCGCGCGUGCGCGCCGUGCUUGUGGGCUACGACGAGCAGUUCUCCUUCGCCAAGCUGAGAGAGGCUUGCGCGCACCUGCGCGAUCCCGACUGCCUCCUGGUGGCUACCGACCGCGACCCUUGGCACCCGCUUAGCGACGGCAGCCGGACCCCCGGCACAGGGAGCCUGGCCGCUGCAGUGGAGACGGCCUCCGGCCGCGAGGCGCUGGUGGUGGGCAAGCCCAGCCCCUACAUGUUCGAGUGCAUCACGGAGCACUUCAGCGUGGACCCCGCCCGCACACUCAUGGUGGGCGACCGCCUGGAGACCGACAUCCUCUUCGGCCACCGCUGCGGCAUGACCUCCGUGCUCACGCUCACGGGCGUGUCCUGCCUGGAGGAGGCCCAGGCCUACCUGGCAGCUGGCAAGCAUGACCUGGUGCCCCAUUACUAUGUGGAGAGCAUCACAGACUUGAUAGGGGGACUGGAGGACUGAGCCACCUGGCCCGCAGCAUGGCCCCAGCCUCCUGACCCCCAGUCCUACUGAUGGAAGUGCGGUGGUGAGUCUCGCCAAACACUGCAGGCUCCCUCGCCUCGGUCUCUGUCCUGGUGGAGCUGCCGAGCAGGAAGGUGUGAGGACCUCCGUGCCCCUCCCAGCAGUGGCUGGGCACUCUGCUGUUCCGGAAGCUGCCCCUGCAGCUUGGAGGGUCACCCCGGCCUGACCCAGCCCCGGUGGCCUUGUUUCCUGCCUUGUCGCCUUCCCUGCCUGAAUAUGGGUUUUGAUGCCAACUGAAGAUUUCCCCGUCUGGGCAUUUGAUCCCUCCCCUUCCUGGGAACCCCUGAGUCCUGCCUGCCCCAGGGUCCUGGCCUUUGGCAUCCUUUUGGCCUAUCAGAGGCCGAGGUAGCCACUGUCCCGAGUGGACCAGUUGAGACUAAGUGGCAGUGGCUUGCUGAGGCCACAUCCUGAGAGGACCAAUAGAAGCUAAGGAACAACGACCCUUGCAUGUCCUAGGUCCUGGGUGGACCCAUCCGGACACCAGGUAUUCCUGACCCACUGGUCUCUUAGAUUCCAAACAGAACAGUUCAGGAGUCCGAGCACAGUGGCCUCUGGACAGUCUGGGUCCCACUAGACCAGCUAGGGCUGGGUGUAGAGACAUCCUCCUCCCUGGAGAUGUGGCCCAUGUGCUCGUCGGCCCUGGGCCUGCGGUGGCCAGAGCCCACCCUCCCUGAUCACAGUCCUGUCCAGUGUUGUUGGCCACAGCCCAGAAGGGGCUUUGGUCCCCACGUAGCUAGUGUUGGCUGUGCCACUUUGCCACCUCCUCUCCCGACUCCCAGCUAUUUAUUUAUUCUUUUGUUUAUUUGUUCUUGUGUGCCAGGGACGUGGGGCUUGGGGCUGGGCCUCCUCGCCACCUCCACCCGCUGUAAGCAGUCCUCCGUGCUGAGUAAAGUGCGAGUGGCGUGCA
This is a messenger RNA of Cavia porcellus (domestic guinea pig), 1923 nucleotides long. RefSeq names its product pyridoxal phosphatase (gene Pdxp). Bases 78 to 956 code for a protein of 292 amino acids. The record is from RefSeq and is a predicted model, not a curated record. The transcript is spliced from 2 exons. Gene Ontology annotation, molecular function: pyridoxal phosphatase activity. Lineage: Eukaryota; Metazoa; Chordata; Mammalia; Rodentia; Caviidae.